AUGCUGCCCGCAACCCUAACCCGCAAGGCCGCGCUCGAGUCCUUCGUCCGCAUGCCCGUCACCCCCGCCAUGAUCUCGCACCUCGCGCUCACCGCCAGCACCGUCAUCCGCUGCGAACCCCCCAGCACCACCACCCUCCCCACACCCCCCAGCACCCCAUCAAACUCCCCCCCGCUCCCCACCCUCGAGCAAUUCAUCACCUCCCUCGUCGACCGCAGCCACGUGCAAGUGCCCACGCUCAUGUCCUCGCUCGUCUACCUCGCACGGCUACAGCGGCGCCUCCCCUCCGUCGCAAAGGGCAUGCGCUGCACCGUGCACCGCAUCUUCCUCGCCUCGCUCAUCCUCGCCGCCAAGAACCUCAACGACUCCUCGCCCAAGAACAAGCACUGGGCGCGCUACAGCGCCGUCCGCGGCUUCGAGGCCUUCGGCUUCUCGCUGACCGAAGUAAACCUCAUGGAGAAGCAGAUGCUCUUCCUGCUCGACUGGGACCUGCGCAUCACGAACGAGGACCUCUACGAGCACCUCGAGCCCUUCCUCACCCCCAUCAUCGCCGAGCACGAGGCACAGCACACAGAGUACUACUACUACGACUGCGCCACGCCGCCCAGCUCCGGCCGCAGCUCGCGCGCAUCGGACCGCAGCGUCGACAGCGCGGCCGCGUCGGACGCCGGCAGCGCGAAGCUCGCGGUCUCGGACUACUUCUACCCUACGCCGCCGUCGACGGCGCCGUCGUCGGCCGUCAUCCCCACGCUCGCGCGCAGCGGCAGUGUGUCCAGCGUCGACAGCUCGUGCGCGGGGCGCCGCGGCCGCGAGGAGAAGAAGGGUGCUGUCAGCGGCGUGGUGAGGGAGAAGCGCAGUCGCGGCGGGGUGGUGUCGGCGACGAUCUCGAGGUUCUUGGCGGGCGCGAGCCCCGCGGGGAGCCGGAGUCGGAGUCGGGGACGGACUACCGGGGCUGCGGCGGUGGGGAGGGAGUAUCUAUGA
Molecule: messenger RNA, 981 nt
Organism: Morchella sextelata
Lineage: Eukaryota; Fungi; Ascomycota; Pezizomycetes; Pezizales; Morchellaceae
Exons: 1
Coding region: 1-981 (326 amino acids)
Biological process (GO): regulation of cyclin-dependent protein serine/threonine kinase activity
Cellular component (GO): nucleus; cyclin-dependent protein kinase holoenzyme complex
Molecular function (GO): cyclin-dependent protein serine/threonine kinase regulator activity; protein kinase binding
Source: RefSeq, a predicted model, not a curated record